AUGGAGCCUGCACACCCAUACUACCCGCUGGACGCCAAAGUGAUCGGAUAUCUGGCCAACGACUGGGACGUCCCGACACUGGUAUGCGCCUUUCUCGGAGGAUGGGGAGCUCUGCUUCUCCUGACGCUGGCGGUUGUAUCAAUUGCUCGUCCUAGUCUGAAGGCGGGCGACAAGAUUGCCAUCCUGUGGUUUGUCCUGAGCGGAAGCAUCCAUUUCUUCUUCGAAGGAUAUUUCGUAUAUAACCACACUCGCAUGGCGCCCGCGCAGGACUUCUUUGGCCAGCUAUGGAAGGAAUACUCUCUCUCGGACUCGCGGUAUCUUACCUCUGACCCGUUUGUGCUGUGCAUGGAGACCAUCACCGCGGUCUGCUGGGGGCCGCUGUGCUUCCUCCUUGCAUAUCUCAUCACCGUCGACCAUCCUCUGCGCCAUUCCUUCCAGGUGAUCGUCUCCCUGGGCCAGAUAUACGGAGACGUCCUCUACUAUGCCACCAGCAUGUUUGACCACUAUUUCCACCAGAUCAGCUACUGCCGGCCAGAGGGAUACUACUUUUGGUUCUACUACUUCACCAUGAACGCCAUCUGGAUCGUCGUUCCUGCUUACUACAUGUGCCAGAGCGUGGGCUUCAUCACCACCUCGAUCCAGUUCAUGAAAACGGCCACGCAGAACCGCAAGUCUCAGUGA
Messenger RNA from Microsporum canis CBS 113480, 681 nucleotides. Its product is annotated as EBDP2. Gene Ontology annotation, molecular function: cholestenol delta-isomerase activity; steroid Delta-isomerase activity; C-8 sterol isomerase activity. The record is from RefSeq and is a predicted model, not a curated record. Gene Ontology annotation, cellular component: endoplasmic reticulum; membrane. Gene Ontology annotation, biological process: sterol biosynthetic process. Lineage: Eukaryota; Fungi; Ascomycota; Eurotiomycetes; Onygenales; Arthrodermataceae. The coding region runs from base 1 to 681 and encodes 226 amino acids. The transcript is spliced from 4 exons.